CUGGCUCCGGCUCUGGCUCAGCCCCGGGAGCCGCAGCGAAGCUCGGCCAGGCCGCGCGUGCGCCCCUCCCUCCCUCUCUCCCUGCCUCUCUCUUCCUGCCUUCCUUCCUGCCUGCCUGCCUUCCUUCCUUCCCUGUCUGCCUGCCUCUCCUCCGGGAGCGCAUCCGCCACCGCCGCAGCGGGGCCCAGCGCACAGCCGCGCAGGACGGGAGCCGCUGGCUCGACUGCCGCCACCCGGAAAGGCCUUGGGCAGAGAGGGAUCGGAGCAGAGACCCUGCCGGGCGCGGGGACAUGGUGACGGGAUGGCCCGCAUCGCAGACGCCUUCCCUCUGCACCUGCUCGUCUGGCACAACCGGCACCAGGCGCUGGACAGCGAGCUGCGCAAGGGACAGCAUGAUAUUGAGAUGUUGGACCCACGUGGCCGAACACCACUGGAGCUGGCCGUAUCUUUGGGGAACUUGGAAUCUGCCCGAGUGCUGCUGCGACACAGCGCCACUGUCGGCCAGGAGAAUGCCAAUGGCUGGACAGUUCUGCAGGAGGCCGUGAGUACGGGAGAUCCAGAGAUGGUACAGCUGGUGCUUCAGUAUCGCGAUUACCAGCGUGCCACACAGCGUCUAGCUGGCAUCCCAGAAUUGCUCAAUAAACUACGCAGAGCUCCUGAUUUCUAUGUGGAAAUGAAGUGGGAAUUUACUAGCUGGGUUCCCCUGGUCUCCAAAAUCUGCCCAAGUGAUGUGUACCGGGUGUGGAAGCGAGGGGAAAACCUGCGGGUCGACACAACCUUACUGGGCUUUGAGCACAUGACCUGGCAGCGGGGCCGGCGCAGCUACAUCUUUAAAGGCGAAGAUGAGAAUGCCGUGGUGAUGGAGGUCGACCACGACAAGCAGGUUGUGUACACGGAAACGCUGUCGCUGGCCUUGCACGAGCCUGAGCUGAUGCUGGCUGCCAUGCAGCCUUCCGAGGAGCAUGUGGCCAGCCGGCUCACCUCUCCUAUCGUCUCCACCCACCUGGACACCAAGAACAUUGCCUUUGAGCGGAACAAGUCUGGCAUCUGGGGCUGGCGCUCAGAGAAAAUGGAAAACAUCAGUGGCUACGAAGCCAAGGUUUACAGUGCCAGCAACGUGGAGCUUGUCACCAAAACCCGUACUGAGCACCUGUCGGACCAGGACAAAACACGCAACAAAGGCUCCAAGACUCCAUUCCAGUCCUUCCUGGGGAUCGCCCAGCAGCAUGCUGCACAGAACGGGGCCCCUGUGCUGCAGUCUGCCAACCCCACCAACCCAACAUCGAUUACCCCGGAGGAGUACUUUGACCCCAACUUCAACCUGGAGUCGCGCAAUAUUGGCCGCCCUAUUGAGAUGUCCAGCAAGGUGCAGAGGUUCAAGGCCACACUGUGGCUCUGCGAGGACCACCCCCUCUCCCUGGGGGAGCAGGUGACACCCAUCAUUGACCUGAUGGCGAUCAGCAACGCCCACUUUGCCAAGUUGCGGGACUUCAUCACCCUCAAGUUGCCUCCGGGAUUUCCUGUCAAAAUCGAGAUCCCCCUCUUCCAUGUGCUGAAUGCCCGGAUCACGUUUAGCAACUUGUGCGGCUGCGAUGAGCCACUGAGCUCCGUGCGGAUCUGUACUCCCCCACCCACACCGGAGAGCACUGAGGAGCCGGGCGCCGGGGCAGAGGCAGCCAGCAACACCAGAGUGUACCCUUUUCCCUGUGAGGUGGACCCAUCGGUAUUUGAGGUGCCCCAGGGCUACACAAUGCUGGGCGCAGGCCGUACAGAACCCAUGAGGGACGAGGAUGAUGACUUGCUCCAGUUUGCCAUCCAGCAGAGCCUUCUGGACGCAGGCACAGAGACAGACCAGGUCACCAUCUGGGAAGCUCUGACCAACACACGGCCGGGAUCCAAUCCCCCAUCCUAUGAUGAAGAACUGCAGCUGGAACGGGCUAUCCAAGAGAGCAUGUUCCUUCAGACAGGGCCAGGCCUGGGCACCAUGGAGUCGGGCGGUGGCAGUGUGGUCCCUCCUCCCGAGGGCAGCCCAGCGCUCAGCACCAAUGGAAGCAGCUCCUCGGUCCUGCCUCCCCCUUACCCCAGCUUUGACGAGCAGCUGCGUUUGGCCAUGGAGCUGUCCUCGAGGGAGCAGGAGGAGCGGGAGCGCCAGCGCCGGGAGGAGGAUGAGGAGCUGCAGCGCAUCCUCCAGCUGUCCCUGACGGAGAAGUAGCAUCCCAGCCUGCCAGCAAGGGGCCCCUAAGCCUCCCUCAAGCCUCACGUGACCCAGCCUAACUGUCCUUGCCGUCAUUAUAUUUUUAACCUCUUGGGAGGGUGGGGUGGGGUUCCAUGCUUUGCCCCUCUCCUGUCCGGGUCUGGCUGGAUGUGAGAAGACAGCACCUUCUGCAUUUCCUGGGACUCACUUAGUUCCAUCCUCUGGUCUUAUUUCCUGUAAGAUUUUUUUUUAAUUGCUUUAUAUCCUCAUCCUUCACUGAGGAAAUGUUUUAUACAGCACAGAGGGAGGCGGGGUAUGGAGAAGAAGAGAAGCAGCAGAUAGAGAGGAAGGCCAAAAAAAAGAGAAAAGAGGAAGAUGUCAAGGAAAUUUUAACCACCUUGACCUGAGUGUGAAGUUUUCUGGGACUGGAGUACACACACUGUUUUCUGUGUCCUUCCAAGGGUUCGGACCUGUUGGGGACAGGGCAAUAGAAAGGGUGGAGUCCUGGAUCCUGUUGUGUUGAUGUUUGCAAUGAGGCCUGAAGCUAGGCUAAGUUUGGCAAAUAAUUUUCACUCCUGCGUUCCCCCUCCUCAUUGUGAGCUGCUGCUCUCCCUCUACCCCGCGUGUUUAAUUUAUUUUAUUUAAAACUCUGAAGAUAUAUACAAGGAGGAGUGGAAGGUGUGUAUUUUUUUUUAACUGAAUCCAGUGGGUCUAAAGGGAAGAGCUGCAGUUAUGCUCAAGCAGUGUUCUCCUGCCGUCUAGGGACCAGGCACAUGGGGCCUCUCGGCAGCAGGAACUACUAAAUAAAAGUAAGAAACCAGCA
Molecule: messenger RNA, 3017 nt
Organism: Varanus komodoensis (Komodo dragon)
Lineage: Eukaryota; Metazoa; Chordata; Lepidosauria; Squamata; Varanidae
Gene: ANKRD13D
Product: ankyrin repeat domain 13D
Exons: 15
Coding region: 302-2212 (636 amino acids)
Cellular component (GO): cytoplasm
Molecular function (GO): protein binding
Source: RefSeq, a predicted model, not a curated record